This is a messenger RNA of Scomber scombrus (Atlantic mackerel), 1039 nucleotides long. Its product is annotated as EEF1A lysine methyltransferase 3-like. Gene Ontology annotation, cellular component: cytosol; cytoplasm. Lineage: Eukaryota; Metazoa; Chordata; Actinopteri; Scombriformes; Scombridae. Gene Ontology annotation, molecular function: protein-lysine N-methyltransferase activity. Bases 1 to 672 code for a protein of 223 amino acids. The transcript has 3 exons. Gene Ontology annotation, biological process: peptidyl-lysine methylation. The record is from RefSeq and is a predicted model, not a curated record.
AUGAUUAGUGCCGGAGAUGAAGACGACCCGUUCCCUGCUGACGACUGUCUGUUCGCUGAAACAUUUUCUCAGGAUAAUGUUUAUAAUUUAAUAGGUCAAGAGCUGAAGAUAAGACAGCUGUUCGGUGCCAACCUCGGCGUGGCUGCCCCGGUGUGGGAGGCUGCUUUACACCUGUGUGGUUACUUGGAGGAGCAGUCUGUGGAGUUUAAAGGAAAGCGCAUCAUAGAGCUGGGAGCAGGGACUGGUGUGGUCGGUAUUGUGGCAGCACGCCUAGGUGCAGUUGUGACCCUUACGGACCUUCCUUUGGUCAUUCCACAACUUGGGACCAAUGUCUCUGCAAACAUGCCGUCCAGUGGUUGGCCCUCUGCCCCUCCCACCAUCCUCCCUCUGUCCUGGGGUGAGGACCACAUGAACUUCCCCUCUGACUGGGAUCUGGUGCUUUGUGCAGAUAUAAUUUACCUCCCGGAGACAUACCCACUGCUUUUGGAGACACUUGCUCAUUUGUGCAAGAGCGGUGCUGUGGUAUAUCUCUCGUCAAAAAUGCGAAAAGAGCACGGAACGCCAGGUUUCUAUGAAGAAUAUCUGCCCAGCAGAUUUAAUGUUAAGCUUGUGCACCGUGACGACAAACAAAACAAUAAUAUCUACAGGGCAGCUCUAAGGAAAGACCAGUGACAGACUCCUGCAGGCCUGGGAUUUGGAUUAGUUACUGCACUGAGACCAGUUGUGGUUCUGAUUCCUAGGAUGCCUUUUUAAAAGAAUAAAAAAGUGAAAGCAGUGAAUGCAAAACGCACAGCUCUCAGAAAAAAAAACUCAUUUGUUGUCAGUAUUGAGUUUUAAAUCAUAAUCUGUUUUAAUUUGAGCCACACAGAGCAGAUGAUAAACUUAUUUUCAGUCAGAUCAGAGCUGAGGUUACUGAAGAAGCACCACAUAGUUUAACUAUGUUGAACAACUACUUCUUGUUUACAUAAUUGAGCAUCAGUUUGUUCAAAUAAAGGGUUACUUUAUUUAUAUAUUUAUAUGGCUAUUAUGUUGACCAUUU